AUGAGUACAAAACAGAAGAAGAAUCUACCAAAAGGUGCUAAAAAGAAUUUAGGUGCUAAAGGCAACGAGGAGAAAAGCUUGACAAAGGUUGAUAGAAAGUUUUAUGAGCUGCAGAUAGCGAACAUUAAUAGGAAUUUGGCGACAGCUAAACGCCGCUUAGCUUAUUUAGAGAUACGAAAUGAGGAGCUUGAGAAAUCUGUUGAUAAAGAGGAGCAGGACGAAUUAUUCGCCCAAUUGCAGAAUGACAUGGAGGCACGCACUAAAGAGGUACUGUCACUGGAAGGGUUUAUUAAUGAAAUGCUUAAAGAUCAUAAGAGAAAGGAAGAGGAAUAUGUAGCCCACAUAGUAGACUUGGAGCGAAAGUACAAAGCAAUGCAAAAUCAAUUAAAAUCCGAUAUUAAAUUGUUAUCGGGAAAAUUGGCGACGCUCGAGGAGUUUCAAUUAGAAAGAGAUCGUAUUCUGGUAUUAUUUGAGAAUCAGAAUUUGGAAUUGAAAGCGAUGGAAGAGGAAAAGAAAAUCCACGAAACUGAGAUGGAGGAGAAGCUAAUUGUAGAAAGAGAAGAAAUGCGUAAAGAAGUUUCCGCGGAGAUAAGUAAAUUAGUUGAAGAUUUUAUGCGUUCAACUGAAAUACGCAAUGCCGGCUACGUGAGGCGGAUUAUGCGCGAAAAUGUUGCACUGCAACAAGAGCUAAAAGCUCUGUUCAAAACAUAUUACGAGAUGAAGGAGCUGAUGGGAGAUGCCGAGCAACGAGAAUAUCAUCUACGUACGGAAAAUCAAACCUUUAAGGAUCUAAAAGAGCAAUUGCUUCGUAAUGCGAACAAUAAGCAUAAAAUCAUUGAAAAUUUAGUCUCCAACUAUGAAAAACUGAAAUCGAAGUAUAUUGAAAUGUCAAAGUAUCGUAAGCUUUAUCAGGAUUUAACGAGACGAUCUGAUUGCGAUAACAAAAUGAAAAUGAAGACCGAGGCAAGGUUGAAAGUGCUUAAGCAACGCAUCGAACUUGUUGAAAGGGAGAGAAACAAACUGAUGAGUAGUAAUCAGAGGCUAGAGAUUGACGUUCAACAUCUUCGUGGGACGAUCAACAAGGCAAAGUCCGCUAUUUUAAGUUAUGCCGACUCGACGGAUUACCUCAAGCAAACCUAUAGAAAAGUAAGCGUAGAUACCUUUGACACGGAACAAUACCUCGAAUCGGAGCGUCAGGGUUUAUUAAAAAGCCUUCAAGAAAUCUUAUGCGCGCACGUGCAACAGAACGAAGAUAUCCGGACGCCCUCGAUUGAAACAUUAGAACGUUCAAAAAGUUCUAUUUAUCGAAUCGGCGACGCUGGAUUCGUCCCACUAACCCAGCCGUCUUUAAUGGAGUUAUUCAAAGAAACUCGCCCAUCACAAGACCCUCUAACUACUGCCGCAGAUCGAAGAGUUUCGCAGUUAGAGCAUGGCUUGUGUAUACCAAGGGAACGUCAAAUUGAAAACGCGUACUUAAUCGAUGUUGAGAUUGGCUCCGAUUUCUUUGCAUCUUCGUCGGGACCCGAAAUGGUAGACGAAGUUGAGGAAGUAGCUGAAGAAGAAGAAGGGGGAGAAAGUUCAAGUGGAGAUGAAGUUCCUACUCUUCCGUUGAGACGCGUAACAGAGAAAGGGGAGAGCAAGCAAUUAAUAGUUGAAAAGACAAGUUCGAUCGUUUAUUCGUCCCCAAGUGCUGAAGAAGUCAUAUCACGUUAUUCUGUUUUAACUUCGGAUUUCUUGGAAACAAUCGAAGAAAUUCAAAUUGAGGAAGGCAUGUAG
Glossina fuscipes is the source of this 1776-nucleotide messenger RNA. RefSeq names its product cilia- and flagella-associated protein 157-like. Gene Ontology annotation, molecular function: microtubule binding. The record is from RefSeq and is a predicted model, not a curated record. Gene Ontology annotation, cellular component: cilium; ciliary basal body. The transcript has a single exon. Bases 1 to 1776 code for a protein of 591 amino acids. NCBI's taxonomy places the organism in Eukaryota, Metazoa, Arthropoda, Insecta, Diptera, Glossinidae.